AGCUCUGUUCUCACUCUGGGUUGCGCCCCCUGCGGGGCGUCCGGGGCUAAGAAAUCCCCACGCUCGCUUUUCUGUCCCCGGGCCCGCCGAGUUCGCUCACUUGCAGUGUACCUACCCUCCUGGUCCCUCUCCCCUGUGCUUGGGGUAGCGAUUGUGGCACCUAAGAGCUGGGAGGUAGCGGAACUUAUCAACAAAGAAUAGCCGAACCGUGGUGGCACAGAGGCCAUCAUGUGUUCUGGUAGAGGGAAGAGCUGGAGAAAGUUGGCCAGACACUGUACUAGGGGGCCAGCCAGCAUUUUGUUCCUAUUCCAGUCCCAGGAAGGUCACUCUUGAUUACUGGCUUUGGUUCUCACCGAUUAUACUGUACUGCCGGCUGGCCCUAGAGAUGCUGGCUGACCAGAAUGGAUGUAACAAAAGGGUCCUUCUUCUAGGGGAGUUUUCCAGUUGCUCUUUGCUUUUCUGCUCUCUAAGCCGGUACAUCUUGGACUAUGGCUUGCUAGACCUUAGACCCUCUGGGCUGUGCUUGAGGCAGGACUGAUCGACAGUGUACUUUAGACAUUUGGAAAUGGGCAAGAUGGGUACCUGUCCAGUAUUGCCUGGAACUCCCCAGUCCUUUGUGCCAUCUGAUGUUCCUGACAGUUCCUGUCGCUCUCUUCCCACUUUCCGAUUCCACCCCCCCAUCCCCCACGCUUUUCUGAAAUACUGCUCGGAGAGGUGCCUGUAGCAGGCGGGGAGUUUGUUCAGCUGGCCCUCCCCAUCCUUCCAACUGUUGCUUGGGGCUCACCCUAUCAUGCCAAUUGUCCACGUCCUAUACAUUCAACAAAAUAACUGGGUGUUUCAUCAAGGCAGCCUGGAGGGGUUGUUUAGACAUGGUCUUAAGGCAGCCUUGAGUAGGUCUCAUCUAAGUAUUCAAACAUCACAAAUGUCCGCCCUAUUCCAAGUGACCUUCCUCACAAAGGCUUCGUGGGGCCCAAAGACUUUUCCCUUAGUAGGUCAGCACACUGUCGGGUGACCUCUCUCACCUGGCUUCCUCAGAGGUCACAGUCCUAGGGGUGAGGACUCUGUCCUGCCUCAGCUCGGAAAGCAAUAUUCCAAUAUUCUGCCUCUCACUUUUUCCGCUCCGUUGCCACGUCACCACCUUAGGACGCUUAGCAGCUCCUGGUACUCAGGCCUCAACCUGACGAAUGGGGCCUGCAGGUCCCCGAGAGCUGGGAAAUUACUGAGGGAGCCUCACUCAGCCCUGCCCCCAUGCCAGGCUCCUUGGCAACUCCCUUAGCGUCCUUCCAGCAGGCUGCUAUCUUUUUUCCAGCUGCCUCUGUUGGGAGGAGUCACAUGGUUGGCAAGAAAGCCAGCCGCUCACCUGACUCCCCUCUCCCCUCUCUUGGGGGAACCAGGCAGGCACCACUUUCACAGUGGAGCAAAGGGAGGCUUUCUGAGUGGGAAGGAUGCCAACAGUACUGUGUUUCUCUUAAGGCACUUUAUCACUCAUUAACGUCAAAGGGACAGGGAGUCUACCUUAGCCUAUCCAUAGGGAUACAGGGGGUCUAGAGAGGUAAGGGACACCCAAGAUCAUACAGGCUCAAAGCCUGAGCUGACACUAGGUAAGGGGUAGGAGCCUGUAAGGGUUCUUACAGGGCCUGAGGCCAUGUGGUGCCCUAGCUUGGGAGCUUUAUCUGCCUGGUUGUCUGUCUUUGUCCCACCAAGCAUGGGUAUGUGCCCUGAGGGCAGUGGGUGGUGUCAGCCAUUUGGAGCUGAGAAGCCACCUGCCCCUUGUUGUUUGUUAAGAGACAGGGUUCCUCUGUAACAGUCCUGGCUGUCCUGGAACUUGCUUUUUAGACUAGGCUGUCCUCAAACUCACAGGCAUCCACCUGCCUCUGCUUCCCAAGGACUGGGACUAAAGGCGUGCACCACCUCUGCCUGACUGUUCCUUGGUUCUUAUGGCUAUCCAGGCUUCUGGACAGAAGUUCCUCAUCAUAGUCUUUUUCUGAGUAGGGAUCUGGCUGUGUCCUAAGUCAUAACCGAUUGGAGAGGCAACUACCUUCUGGACCAAGCCUCCCUACCUGCCCAUGUAGUUUGGAGAGGUUCAGAGGAGGGGAGGUGGGAGAGAGGAGCCUUUGCUAUGGGCCAGUGAUCAAGGCUGAUAUCAGUGGGGGGGUGUGUGGAGGGUGGGAUCACCUUCCUAACUACCCCCUGUCGUGUUUCAGUCUCCAUCUCUUGGCCAGGAUGCAUCAGGAUGUAAUGCAAGGGGUGGAGCUAACUAACCAACAGAAAGAAAGAGAGCUUACCAGCCCUGGGUGGGUCCAUCUGAAGGUGGUGGGUGCUAGGGGCUACUGACUUCAGUGUUUGCAGGAUGCUGCCGUGUAGAAAGGCAAAGUCCCUGGUGAAUAGGCAGUGGCCAUCUAGGGGAAGGAGGCAGAGGAAUAACUGCUCAUUGUUAGGAGAAACUUGAGAUUAUUGCAGACAACGUCUAGGUGCCAGAAGGUGUUUUCUGGCUUGGCUAAGACUGAAGUAUGAGUGACAAAGUCCAGAGGUAGUCUAAGACUUGAUGUCCAUGCGGCCUCAUUCUUCCUAUCUGCCCCACCUACCUGACUGUUACCUUUUCCUUAUAGAGGCUGGGCUGGUAUCAGAACACUUCUCUCAGGCCCCACAAAAGCUGUCCUUCUACAGCUGGUAUGGCAGCACCCGGCUCUUCCACUUCCGCGUGCCCCCAGACACAGUGCUGCUUCGCUGGCUGUUGCACGCGUCCCAGAGCGGUCCCUCAUGCACUGACGUAGAGAUCACGGUGCAUUUCCGCUAUGGCGCCCCUCCUGUCGUCAACCCGCUGGACACUAGCUUCGCUGAUAACACCUUGAGCCAGGCCUCCUUCCACAUCAGGGCAUUGCUGAGCACCAUGCUUCUGGGCAACACCUCUGUCAACAUCUCUCACCCAGCCCCUGGGGACUGGUUCGUGGUGGCUCACCUCCCUCCCGCAUCCCAGAAGAUCGAGGUGAAGGGCUCUGUUCCUACCUGUGCCUACUUCUUCCAGCCUGAUAUGCUAGCCAUGAGGGUGGUUGAAGUCUCCAUCCUAGAGCCUGAUGUCCCCCUCCCACAGACGCUGCUCUCCCACGCCAGCUACCUCAAGAUCUUUGUCCCUGAAUACACCCAGGAGCUUCGGUUGAACCUGCAGGGCUGUGUGUCCAGUGUGAGCCCCGGCUGCCCAGUGCGUCUCACAGUGGGUGCAUCCACCCUGCCUAGAAACUUCCAAAAGGUGCUGAGUUGCACUGGCCUCACUCCGUCCUGCCAUUUGCUACUGUCCUCACCCCCCUGGGGCCGGUGGCUACAAGUGACAGUUGAGAGCCUGGCAGGACCUCAUGUGUCAGUGGUCUUCAAUGUUGAAGCUGCUUUUACAGUGUGCAGGCCUUGGAGUGUGACCUUCCAUCGUCUUAUGCAAAACAACCCAAACCAGAGCUAUGACACCUCUGUGGGCCGACCGUCCCAAAGCCCUGCCCACUGGGAACUGGGCAGGAGUGGUGGCGUAGGCAGUGGCCCCUCCUGUCUCCUGAACUAUCCAGUCAUGAGAGAAGACAUGGACGUGGUGUCUGUACACUUCCAGCCCCUAAAUGGGGCCUUCGUGAUGGUGCAUGCAAACCUACCUUCUGUGAUGCGGCUCCGUCUUGACACAGGCAUGGACAGCGGGGGCUCUCUCAUCAUCAGUCUGAGGGCUAACCAGACAGAGAUCACAAAUGGUACCUUGGUAGCAGCUUGUGUGAAUGCUGCCUCGCCCUUUCUCAGCUUCAACACUUCACUCAACUGCACCACAGCCUUCUUCCAGGGCCAUCCCAUGUUUCUGAGUGCCUCUUCUCACACGGCCAAUCUCAUCAUUCCUUACCCGGAGACAGAGAACUGGUACCUCUCCUUGCAGCUUGUGUGCCCUGAGAAUUCUGAGGAAUGUGAACAGGCCGUAGCUCGUGUGGAAACCAUCUUGUAUCUGGUGCCCUGUUUGAAUGACUGUGGGCCUUACGGCCAGUGCCUCCUGCUCCGUAGAUAUGGCUAUCUGUAUGCAGGCUGCAGCUGCAAGGCAGGUUGGCGCGGGUGGAGCUGCACCGACAACAGCACGGCGCAGACUGUGGCCCAGCAGAGGGCAGCCGCGCUCCUGCUCACGCUCAGCAACCUCAUGUUCCUGGCCCCCAUUGCUGUGUCCCUGCACCGGUCCUUCCUGGUUGAGGCCUCUGUCUACUUUUACACCAUGUUCUUCUCCACGUUCUACCACGCCUGUGACCAGCCGGGGGAGGCAGUGUUGUGCAUCCUCAGCUAUGACACACUUCAAUACUGUGACUUUCUGGGCUCGGGGGCGUCCACCUGGGUGACCAUUCUCUGCAUGGCCCGUCUGAAGACAAUCCUGAAACAGGUCCUGUUUGUCCUGGGCACACUGGUCAUCGCCAUGUCCUUGCAGAUGGAUCGCAGGGGCAUCUGGAACUUGAUGGGACCCUGCCUCUUUGCCUUUGUGAUCAUGGCCUUCAUGUGGAUGUACCGCUGUGGGCACCGGCGUCAGUGCUACCCCACCUCGUGGCAGCGCUGGCUCUUCUACCUCCUGCCUGGCAUCUCCAUGGCCUCUGUAGGUAUCGCCAUCUACACUUCCAUGAUGACCAGUGAAAAUUACUACUACACGCACAGCAUUUGGCACAUCCUAUUGGCUGGUAGUGCGGCUUUCCUCCUGCCACCACCAGAGGAGCAGGCCGAGUCGUGGGCUUGCUUGCACAAGUUCCCUUGUCACUAUCAGAUCUGCAGGAAUGAUCCGGAUGAGCUGUACACAGUGACGUGAGAGGGCUGGCUCAAGGACACCUGAUACUCUGAUGACCUCUGCAGCUAGGGCAGGAACAAGAGAGGUGCCUAUCUAGCCCGACCAGGUUUCCACCUGAAUAAAAUUGUCCUGCGACCCUUGGCUUCUUUUCCCAGAGGAGAGGACUCCUCCAUCCCUAAAUCUUUGUGGCUGCUGCCACUGUCCUCUGUAGGCCCCAGCUGCUUCUACCUGGAGACCGCAGGUACCAUCUGUGGGCAGAUCACUAUGUUAAGGUUGAAGAUAUAGAUAAGGGACCCCUAUUGUCCCAUUUGCUUGUGAAGCUGUAAUGUGAGACAUACAAGACAAGGAAGCCUGAGUCCACAGAGACCACUGUCCCUAACAGCAUGUACCAUCCUGCCUUGGCAUGGGGAUGCCCUGUUGCUGCUGUUGCUGUAGAUGAGUCCAAGAGCUGAUCAGGCCCUGGGGGGCCAUGCACUGUCCCUCGUUCUCUGUUGGAGCCACAGAUCCUGAGAAGAACCUGAAGUGGCAGGGUACUCAGCUGUGUGAGGAGUGGCCCCAGAAGGCACACACAACCCUCCUUAUGUGCCCUCCUCAUCCUAAAGGUCCUACCUAGGUCCUAGUCUAAUGAGCAUUAAUUUGUGUUGCCCCUUGGAUGCUGACCCCUUACUGAAUUAGCUGAGGCUUCAGGAGAGUGUUCUGGAACCCUGGCCCAAUCUUUCUGGUGCCUCCUGGGGGCUCUAAACUGAUUGGUACGGUGGUCCUGUUCCACUGUGAGGGCCAACUGCUCUGUGGCCUUGGACUUUUGGCCUGGUUUUGUCGGGAUAUGGACUUUCUGGGCUGCUCCCCCAGCUACUGACACGCUUUAUUUGGCCACCAAAGCACACUUCAGCCCCUGAAAGGGGAAAUAUGUAUAUAUUGUUGGGGGGAGGUGGUAAAAUGUGAAACUGUUCUAUGAAGGCAUAUUUUUAUGUAAUUGAUUAAUUUAAUAUUCUAUAAUGAUUUUUCAAACCAAA
Messenger RNA from Myodes glareolus (Bank vole), 5793 nucleotides. The record is from RefSeq and is a predicted model, not a curated record. NCBI's taxonomy places the organism in Eukaryota, Metazoa, Chordata, Mammalia, Rodentia, Cricetidae.